This is a messenger RNA of Meloidogyne enterolobii, 356 nucleotides long. NCBI's taxonomy places the organism in Eukaryota, Metazoa, Nematoda, Chromadorea, Rhabditida, Meloidogynidae. The record is from the annotation of a GenBank genome assembly.
CGCCUCAUUAUAAGGUAAGAGUUUCCAGCCCUAAGAGGUACCUUAUAAUGAUGUUUGACUGUAAAAAACAGAGAGAAAAAAUAUUUUUGCAAAUAAUUAACAGGUUUAAUUCACACGGUACACGCUGUGCAGGUGAAAUUUCUGCAGCUAGAGAUAAUGGAGUUUGCGGGGUCGGUGUUGCUUAUGACAGUAAAGUUGCCGGUAUACGAAUGCUUGACCAGCCAUACAUGACUGAUUUAAUAGAGGCUAACUCUAUGGGACACGAACCAAACAAAAUACACAUUUACUCUGCAAGUUGGGGACCGACAGAUGAUGGAAAGACUGUUGAUGGACCGAGAAAUGCUACAAUGCGGUGA